Molecule: messenger RNA, 3606 nt
Organism: Mizuhopecten yessoensis (Yesso scallop)
Lineage: Eukaryota; Metazoa; Mollusca; Bivalvia; Pectinida; Pectinidae
Product: deleted in malignant brain tumors 1 protein-like
Exons: 16
Coding region: 55-3513 (1152 amino acids)
Cellular component (GO): membrane
Molecular function (GO): protein binding
Source: RefSeq, a predicted model, not a curated record
UGUUUACACUCCAGACUGUGCAUAUCAUCAGCCUGGUCCGCGACGCGACACACUAUGGCAGGACAUGUGCUUGUUGUUAUUCUUCUAUUAGUGAUGUCAUGCGCAACUGUAACUGGUGCUCCAAAGUGUGAGGAUGAAAUAAAGUGUGAGGAUGAAAUAAGAAUGGGCAGUGCUUGUCAGAAUUCUACCCUAGCGGGAUGGAACAAGGUGUAUAAAUCAAAAUUUCAACUCCUGGAUAAAAGUCUCGAUAGCAGUUUCAAAAGUAUGGAAAGAACGAUAAAAAACAGACUUGCAAGAGAGUUCAAACCUUUGUCAGACGAAAGUGGACCAGACAGCAAUACAACACAGGACGUUUUACAACUAGUAAUCGACGUGCAAAACUUGAGAAGAAACGCUAAUGAAAUUUCAUCAAACUAUGCUGAUUCAGAGGCAGUAAGCGUUUCCAAUUUAGAAAACAAGACGCUAGCUCAUCGCCACCAGUUGGCGAGUUUUACAGACUCUCUACACACACUCUCUAACAGGGUGGUACGACUCAAUCGUACGGUGACCGUUAUUUCUGGUUCAGUCAGCGGGACAAACACCCCCGGCAGCACGAGUUCAACAAUCACAGAUGGAACAAUUCGUUUGGUUAAUGGCUCCACAGUGUUUGAGGGAAGGUUGGAAAUAUACCAUUCUGGAGAGUGGGGCACAGUAUGUGACGACGGCUGGCAGCAAAACAGCAAACAGAAUACCGCUGUGGUGUGUACACAACUGGGACAUAGCGGUUAUGGAAAAUGGCAAAGCAGUGCUCCCUAUGGCGGAGGAGACGGUCCUAUAUGGAUGGAUGACGUCACAUGUGGACAGGAAGCGACUUUACUAGUUGACUGUAAAUUUAGUGGCUGGGGCACACACGACUGUAAACAUACCGAGGUUGUGGGUGUGCGUUGCGACCCUCUGGUGUCAGCAACGUCCCCUUCCACACUACCUCCUACAAAGGUCUCCAAAGUCCUUGAGACGUCCUCGUCCACUGUUCCUCCUACACCAACUACUCCCAUGGCCGUUGAAGGGGCCGUCCGCCUGACAGGAGGGCCUACCGACUCGGAGGGUAGGGUAGAGAUUUACCAUGACGGUCAAUGGGGCGGCGUCUGUGACGACGACUGGUCCGAGACUAACACUGCCGUUGUCUGUCAUCAACUGGGCUACAGAGGCGGACGAUGGCCAACUACCCGGUACGUCGAGAACAUCACCAGCACCUAUAGGAUUGAUGACGUUAUAUGUGAAGGGACAGAGGAACGUCUGGCCGACUGCAGAUACAGUGAAAGGUACGACGAACUUUGCUAUGAGAGGGAUAACAAUCAGGUGGCUGUCAUGUGUGACACGUUUGGAAAGCAAACUGGCACUGAAGGAGACGUCCGCCUGAUUGGAGGGCCUUCCGACGCGGAGGGUAGGUUAGAGAUUUACCAUGACGGUCAAUGGGGAGUGGUUUGUGACGACGACUGGAACUACACUACUAACGCUAUGGUCGUUUGUCGUCAACUCGGCUACAGUGGUGGACAAUGGCCAGGUACAUGGCAUGGAACAAGCUCUAGCUACUAUUGGAUAGGCGACGUUAGUUGUGAAGGGACAGAGAACCGUCUAGCUGACUGUAGGUACAUGGAAAGUUAUAACCGAAGUUGCGAUACCAGGGGACGCUAUCAAGUAUCUGUACAGUGUAACAUAAGUGUGUCGCUAACAACGUCUACAGCCCUAUAUGUCGGACAGACAAACAGCACAUCUCCUAUCCCGACAGUCCGAGAUGGAACAAUUCGUUUGAUGAAUGGUUCCACAGUGUUUGAGGGCAGGUUGGAAAUAUACCAUUCUGGAGAGUGGGGCACAGUAUGUGACGACGGCUGGCAGCAAAACAGCAAACAGAAUACCGCUGUGGUGUGUACACAACUGGGACAUAGCGAUUACGGAGAAUGGCAAAGCAGUGCUCCCUAUGGCCAAGGAGAUGGUCCUAUAUGGAUGGAUGACGUCACAUGUGGACAGGAAGCGACUUUACUAGUUGACUGCAAAUUUAGUGGCUGGGGCACACACGACUGUAAACAUACCGAAGAUGUGGGUGUGCGUUGCGACCCUCUGGUGUCAGCAACGUCCCCUUCCACAGUACCUCCUACAAAGGUCUCCAAAGUUCUCGAGAAAUGCUCGUCUACUGUUCCUCCUACACCAACUACUCCCAUGGCCGUUGAAGACUUGCCACUUCCUGAAAACGUACGACUGUUACGUUUUCCUAUGGACACUGUCACACUAACCUGGGAUCUACCGGACAAUGAUAUGGAUAUGAUUGGUGUGCGUGUCUACUACACAACAGUAACUAGCACGCCAAUCGACCAAUGGGAAUACAAGCAGCUGUAUGAAGAGGCGAAGACGGUGACAGUCACAGGACUUCUUCCAGCAUAUUCUUACGCAUUCCGAGUUCAGACGAUAUAUGAACAGGGAAGUAGUGAAUUAUCAGGGAUAUUGGAAUCUUCAUACAAAGAUGGAACAAUUCGUUUGGUUAAUGGCUCCACAGUGUUUGAGGGCAGGUUGGAAAUAUACCAUUCUGGAGAGUGGGGCACAGUAUGUGACGACGGCUGGCAGCAACACAGCAAACAGAAUCCCGCUGUGGUGUGUACACAACUGGGACAUAGCGGUUACGGAGAAUGGCAAAGCAGUGCUCCCUAUGGCGAAGGAGACGGUCCUAUAUGGAUGGAUGACGUCACAUGUGGAAAGGAAGCGACUUUACUAGUUGACUGCAAAUUUAGUGGCUGGGGCACACAUGACUGUAAACAUACUGAAGAUGUGGGUGUGCGUUGCGACCCUCUGGUGUCAGCAACGUCCCCUUCCACAUUACCUCCUACUAAGGUCUCCAAAGUUCUUGAGAAAUCCUCGUCUACUGUUCCUCCUACACAAACUACUCCAAUGGCCGUUGAAGGAAAUAUCCGUCUGGUUGACGGUACCACACCGAACGAAGGGCGAGUAGAAGCUUACCACGACCAUGCGUGGAGUCAUAUAUGUGACGAUCACUGGGAUGUCAGGGACGCUGUAGUUGUCUGCAGGGAACUAGGCUUCAGUGGAGGUAAACCCGUGCUCGGAUCUUACUUUGGCAAGGGCUUUAGCUCUAUGGUACUAGUCAACGUUUCCUGUACCGGUAAGGAAGCUAAACUGGAGGAUUGUCAGUUUGGAGUCCUGGCGUACACUAACUGUGGACAAGCAGAGACAGCUAGCGUUAGAUGCGAACCAUUUACAUCAGAUAGGUCGACCUCUAUUACAGGUGGGACCGAAAAAGAGAUGAUUUGCGACCUUGCAGAAGUUGACAGAUGUUCAGAGCAUAUUGCCAGUUUCAGACAUCUACUGACAGGGACGGGUAGAGUUGUCGUCGCCAUGUGUCAAAAAACCUAUCCUACCUUCGUCGCGUGUCUCCACGGCCUUCCCCGAGGGUGUAAAAGCGCAGAUUCCUAUGAGUCUUUGGAGAUGAUUCGCCAACAUUUUCACCAAAAGUGUUUGCAGCUGUAAUGGUACGUUCUCACAGCCGAUUUGACACACAUUUGAUACACAUCAGGAUAAAAAAGGCCAAGUCAUAUUAAGAUGUUUUAAGAAUAAAUUAUA